Cottoperca gobio is the source of this 1680-nucleotide messenger RNA. It is a transcript of the gene mzt2b, whose product is annotated as mitotic spindle organizing protein 2B. Bases 272 to 895 code for a protein of 207 amino acids. Gene Ontology annotation, cellular component: centrosome; spindle. The transcript has 6 exons. The record is from RefSeq and is a predicted model, not a curated record. Lineage: Eukaryota; Metazoa; Chordata; Actinopteri; Perciformes; Bovichtidae.
CUGACCUGCCAGAUUACAACAGAAAAUAGGAAUGAAAACACAAAUUAAUGAAUUAAUAUAUUUAAAUAAUCUUGUAAUACCAUGUCAUAAAGACGAAAGAAAAAUGCAUUUGGACUACAAGUCCCAUAGGACAACACAGUUUGUCUCAACUUGAUGACGUAUAUUUGACGCGCCUCGCUUAGCUCUAGAAGGCAAGAGGGACUGUUGUGGCUAACGAUACAACCACUAACCGUUAACUCAUCGCCGCUCAUUUAACGGUAUCCAACAACCGAUGUCUCAACCGCAACAACCGGUGCCCUCCGCCCCGGACUCCCCCGCGCUGGUCGUCACCAGUAACGUGCAGAAAUAUGCGAUGAAGAAGAAGAAAGUCCUCAGUGCUGAAGAAACGGAGCUGUUUGAACUAACUCAGGCUGCAGGGAUCACUGUGGACCAAGAGGUCUUCAAGAUCAUAGUGGAUCUUUUAAAGAUGAAUGUGGCUCCUCAAGCAGUCUUCCAGACUCUGAAGGCGAUGUGUGCAGGCCAGAGGGUAGCUGAAAGCUGCAGCGUUGUGGAGUCUUCCACCGUGUCCCACGCCACCAGCAUCCCCACAGCACCAACAGAGGCCAGAGAAGAGGACUCUUUGGUCUCUGGAAAGAGCUCUAAGCCUUCUGCAGCUCCCCCUUCAGCAUCUGGCCCCAGAGCCACGAGGGUCAGCACUAAGAUUGUGGUCUACGGCCCUCAAGACGCUAGCGCUCCUCACUCUCAAGCAGUGCGCAGUAAAGCUGGCGCGAGCCACAGCGACAAGAGUCGCGAGGCUUCCAGCCAGCGCGUGCAGCGGCAGCCCAGCGCCACCAGGGGGCAGAAGCCCAAGAGCUCCGGCAGCAGCAGCUCCUCCUCACAGAUCAACUCCACAUAAGACUCAGGUCAACAUGCGACUGUAAAUAUGUAGCUUUCUUUACAUUUAACUUAUCUGCAUGUGUUUUUAAAGGGUUGCUUCACCUGAAUUAAAAAAAAAACACACAUUGGAGCUUUGAUUUUUAUUUACCGUGCUUUUGAAAAACCUUCUUUGUUUUUUUUAGACUGGAUGUGAAUUCAUUUGUGUUAGUGCUACAAAACUAUAUUUAAAAGAUUCAACAGUAUUUCCAGAAACAGGGGUGUUCAAAGUCUAACACUGUUACGGUUUUUAGUGUUUACUAUUCUAAGGAGCAUUUCCUCCCUAUGAUCUCUAAGUGUUAGUCACACUGGAUGUGUAUCAUGUCUGUGUGUAACAAGUAGGUCUUUAAUCGGGCGCUAAGUGUUUUAAAGUACCUUACCUGCCUUUCACCUCAUGCUUAAUGGAGGGUUUCUGGAUAAAUCACUGUGAACACUUUUUAAUAGGAACUAUUUCUUUGGUCUGAAAUUCAGUUCCUAUGAAAACAGUUGACACUGAGGUCUGUGACGAGAGAGCCAGAUAUCUUAAAACCUUGGAAAGUGAAAUAAAAGCUUAAGUGAGAAUCUUUUUUUGUAAUUUGGGUAAAGCAAUCCUUUUAAAAAAAGUGUCUCUCCUCCUUCUCGUUAUGAAGUGAGGAAAGCCUUUUGUUGCCGUGUCACCUUUUUAUGAGAAUGAAAACAAAGAAAUAUUUAAGAAAAUGGAAAUGUCUGUAUUCAAUGUGCAACUUUUUAUAUGAUGGUUAAUCUUUAAUAAAUCCAAUAGCAACCUAC